AUGGUGAAUCUAAGGCGUGGAAAGAAGAAGGAGAAGAAGAAACCAGAAAAAGAAAAGGAAAGAAAUGAAGUUGAAGACAAUUAUGCUAAGAGAGACAUAAAGGUGAAGGUUAUGAACACUGUGAUGAGUUUUGAAUUCAAAGGGUUGGCUAGAACAGAUAUGGGUCUCCUUCAAUUGAAAGAAAAGAUCAAGCCCCUAAUUAGAUUGCAACCUAAUGAGGAAGUGGAUUUAAUAUGGUAUAGUGACCCCUGUUUACCAGAUUCAUUGCUUACUGAAGAAGAAUUUUGGAGGUUUUGGGAUAAUGCAGAAGUACAUGAGAAUUGGACUACACUGCAUAUGCAAGUUAUCAUUCCACAUGAGUAUUCAGAAGGGUUAACAGAGGCAGCAAGCGUUGUUGAGGAUGAUCAGUAUGUUGUACAACUUCCAAAUGAAGAACCUGAUGAGUGUCACCCUGAGCAGGAUUUAGAAAACUUCAACUGUGGGUAUGAUAAUGAAGAACAACAUGCAAAGGACUAUGAGGAAUUUUUGAAAAAGGCUGCGGAUGGUGGCUUGGCAGAUAAUUUUGAUGAUCCUAACUUUGGUGAGGUGGAGGUUGAUAAUGACAAUGAAGAGGAUCAUUAUGUGGAUAUAGUGAGUUCUGAUGGAGAAGAUGAAGGUGGACAAGAACAAGCUAAACCAGGUGGGCCUGAAUGUAAUGCAACUCACCAGUUUAAUGGACCUCAAGCUAAUGAGCCCUGUCCCACAACAGAGUUUGAGAAAGAAUAUGCAGAGCACUUUAGGCAAGAAGAAGAGGAAGACUUGUUCCAAGAGGAGAUAGGUGAGGAAUUUAAUCCUACUAAACUUGUAGUUGGUACCAAAUAUGUAGAUAAAAAUGAAUUUAAGAAACAUGUUAGGCAUUUCUGUGUAAUGAAUGGACAUGAAUUUGUAUGGAAUAAAUGUGAUAAUAAGCAACAAAGAGCAGUAUGUGUUAAUUGUGAGAAGACGGAAUGUAAGUUCUUUAUAUAUGGCAUCAAGCGAAAAGGUGAAGGAGACACCUUUACACUCAAAGGGUAUAAUAUAGAACACAACCACCAAGGUCGUGGAGAUGGGUACAACAGAAGUGCAAUUCCUCCUUAUGUAGCUGAUUGGUACAUGGAAAAAAGAAGGGAGACAGGUUGUGAUGCAGAAAUACCUUGUCCAUAUGACUUAGCAGCACAAUUUAAAAGGGACACAAAGGUCACCAUUGCAUACCAUACUGCAUGGAGGGCAAGGGUUAUGGUGUUGGAGAAGCUAUAUGGGAGUUAUGAGAAGAGUUACCAACAAGUUCCUAACUUUUGUGAAAUGGUUAAGAGGAGAAACCCAGGAAGCCAUUGUUCUUUCUCAUAUGGCACUCUAGACAAUACGUUCCUUUCUUUAACCAUAUCAUUUGCUCCUGCAAUAAAGGGGUGGAAGGCUGGCUGUAGAAGGGUCAUUGGCUUGGAUGCUUGUCACUUGAAUGGAAAGUCUGGAUGGCCAGAAUGGCUUAGUUAUGCUAGGUAUAAUGGUGUGUAG
This is a messenger RNA of Papaver somniferum (opium poppy), 1530 nucleotides long. RefSeq lists its product as uncharacterized. The record is from RefSeq and is a predicted model, not a curated record. Lineage: Eukaryota; Viridiplantae; Streptophyta; Magnoliopsida; Ranunculales; Papaveraceae. The transcript is spliced from 7 exons. Bases 1 to 1530 code for a protein of 509 amino acids.